AUGAGGGACGGCGACGCCAAGGUGGAGUACCGCGCGUGGAACCCGUUCCGCUCCAAGCUGGCGGCCGCCAUCCUGGGCGGCAUCGACCAGAUCCACAUCCGCCCYGGCGCCAGGGUGCUCUACCUGGGCGCCGCCUCCGGCACCACCGUGUCCCACGUGUCCGACAUCGUCGGCGCGGUGAGCGGCGCCUCGGGGACCUCCUGGUGGUCACGGGGACMUCCUKGUGGGACAACCAAUGGGGGGCCACCAGGAGGGCCCAUCCCGGGGUCCCCCCCGCGGCGGGGGACGCUGGGCACAUUGGGGUGUCCCCAGGCCAACUGCAUCGACUCGACGGCGGCGCCCGAGGCCGUCUUCGCCGCCGAGGUCAAGAAGAUGCAGCAGGAGAACAUGAGGCCCCAGGAGCAGCUCACGCUGGAGCCCUACGAGCGCGACCACGCCGUCGUGGUGGGCGUCUACAG
Molecule: messenger RNA, 458 nt
Organism: Nothoprocta perdicaria
Lineage: Eukaryota; Metazoa; Chordata; Aves; Tinamiformes; Tinamidae
Product: rRNA 2'-O-methyltransferase fibrillarin-like
Exons: 3
Biological process (GO): rRNA methylation; box C/D sno(s)RNA 3'-end processing
Cellular component (GO): box C/D methylation guide snoRNP complex; Cajal body; small-subunit processome
Molecular function (GO): rRNA methyltransferase activity; histone H2AQ104 methyltransferase activity; RNA binding
Source: RefSeq, a predicted model, not a curated record